Humulus lupulus (European hop) is the source of this 2931-nucleotide messenger RNA. RefSeq names its product proline-rich receptor-like protein kinase PERK12. The record is from RefSeq and is a predicted model, not a curated record. Gene Ontology annotation, biological process: protein phosphorylation. Gene Ontology annotation, molecular function: protein kinase activity; ATP binding. The transcript has 8 exons. Lineage: Eukaryota; Viridiplantae; Streptophyta; Magnoliopsida; Rosales; Cannabaceae. The coding region runs from base 261 to 2585 and encodes 774 amino acids.
UCUCUCUCUCAAUCAAUACGCGUUUUUUUAUUUUUAACUUCCUUUGAUUCAAUUUCAAAGGCAGCCAUAGCCAUUGAUGUUAUAGUUAUUAGCAGAUUUUUACGUGUACGACCUUUUGCAUGGUUUUUUGUUUUUGAUUUUACGUACUUUUUUGUUUUUGGGUUAUCUAUAAUUAUAAUAGAGCUUUGUAAUGGAAAAAAAAUUAUAGAAACAAAAACAAGAAAAAUUUAAGAAGAAGACCAUUACCAGAGAGGUAAGAGAUGUCGGGUUUGAAUGACAUUCUUCCUCCUGUAAAUCCUAACUCGCCGCCUCCUUCCGAUACUUCUUCUUCAUCACCUCCGCCGGAAUCCUCCACGUCAUCACCGCCGGCCACCACAACCGAAGACACCCAAAGUCCUCCACUUCCAUCACCCACUACUCCCUCUGAAGCCUCUCCCCCUCCACCUGAAGUAGUUUCGUCACCACCGCCGUCGUCUAUUUCUGAUUCUCCGCCACCUUCGCCGCCGCCGUCUGCACCCUCACCUCCAUCGGAUUCGGGUUCGAGCUCUCCUCCGCCUUCUGACCCGCCACCUUCAAGCACAACCCCAUCACCACCUUCGCCGGCGUUGACGCCUGUUGUAAAUCCGCCUCCAUCGAAUCCGACUGUCUCACCUUCUCCGCCUCCUCCUCAAAACCACUCAAAAAACCCACCACCAUCGCCAAUCUCGGAAACCCCACCUUCUCCUCCGUCACCGUCGAGGGAUUCGUCUACUCCUCCUGGUUCCGAGCAGAAAUCUCCGCCACCUCCGGAGGUGUCUGGAUCCCCUCCUACCUCUACCCCUGUUUCACCACCCGUCGACACCACAGUCCCGACCCCAAGUUCACCAAAUAAUGUAUUCACCCCACCAACGGUUCCCAGCUCAAAUGCUCCACCAACUCCCACUUUGUCGAAUAAUGAUCAUAACAAUGGUGGACAAAGUCCCACAUCUGGUUCAAAAACAGGGUCUUCUUCUUCUUCUUCGUCUGCCUCGUCUUCUGGAACCUCAAAAUCAUCAUCACAAUCAAAUGGAAAUCAUGGAACUGUUGUGGGGGUAGCCGUAGCUGGAGUCGUCCUCGUUACCUUAAUAGCCCUCCUCUUCCUCAGCUCAAGGAGAAAAAGAAGACGAAAAGAUCAGCUUUAUGCUUCCCAACAUUACAUGCCCGCAGGUCCUCUUUCUGUAAAAUCAGAAGGAUAUUAUGGGGGUCAAGUACAACAACAACAACAACAACAACAACACAGUAAUUUCGUCAACAACCACUCUGGGCCAGCGGACAGCUUCUAUGGCUCACAAGGCCCCAAUUCAUACAUUUCCAAUAGCCAUGGGAGUCAGAGAGGCAAUGCAGCAAGCCAUGGUGGGGGUUUGGAGAUAGGUGGUCCUAAUCCAUAUUUCAGCUACGAAGAUUUGAUGGAGAUAACAAAUUCAUUUUCGCGUCAAAAUGUGCUUGGUGAAGGUGGGUUUGGGUGUGUUUACAAGGGCUGGUUGCCUGAUGGGAGAAUAGUGGCUGUGAAGGAGCUCAAGGCUGGUAGUGGACAAGGGGAAAGGGAGUUCAAGGCCGAAGUUGAGAUCAUCAGCAGAGUUCACCAUCGUCAUUUGGUGUCUUUAGUGGGAUACUGCAUAGAUGAGGAUCACAGAUUGCUCGUCUAUGAAUUUGUUCCUAAUCAAACUCUAGAGCAUCAUUUGCAUGCUCCUGGACUGCCGGUAUUGGAUUGGGCCAAAAGACUGAGGGUUGCUUUGGGGGCUGCGAAGGGUUUGGCAUAUUUACAUGAAGAUUGCCAUCCAAAAAUUAUCCAUAGAGAUAUAAAGUCUGCUAACAUCUUAAUUGAUGAUGCUUUUGAGGCACAGGUUGCUGACUUUGGCCUAGCCAAGCCAUCAAACGACACUCACACCCAUGUAUCCACACGAGUUAUGGGGACAUUUGGGUACAUGGCACCAGAGUAUGCAUCAAGUGGAAAAUUAACAGAUAAGUCAGAUGUGUUCUCAUUUGGAGUGGUGCUUUUAGAGCUUAUAACUGGGCGUAAACCUGUUGACCCUACUCAACCCCUCGGGGAUGAGAGUUUGGUGGAAUGGGCUCGUCCACUGCUCAUCGAAGCCCUUCAAACUGGUGACUUGAGUGAAUUAGUGGAUCCACGGCUUGAAAAUCACUAUGUUGAGAGCGAAAUGAUCAGAAUGGUAGAGGCAGCCGCUGCCUGUGUUCGCCAUUCUGCCCCAAAACGACCUCGUAUGGCACAGGUGGCGAGAGCAUUGGACUGCGAAGGAGAAAUGUCUGAUCUGUCCAAUGGAGUAAAGUAUGGACAGAGCACUAUAUACGAGUCUGGGCAAUACAACCAAGACAUUAUGAGGUUUAGAAAAAUGGCACUAGGCGGAGACAGUUCGGAAUAUGACACAUACAGUGGAGAGUUCAACUCUAAAGAGGUUUCUGGUCAACAAAAGUCAACAUGGAGAGAUGGUUGUUCCAGUGGAGAGUCUGAAACUCGAGCCUUUACAAUACGUAAUAAUAAUAUCAAUAAUGGUGGUGAACAAAGAUACGGCGGCCCACAAUCCAACUUUGGCAACCGUCAGUUCUAAAUAGUUUUUGAAAUAUACCACAUUAUUUUUCAUGGUUUGAUUUAUAUCCUUUAUCACUUUUUUUGGGUACUCUUUUCACGUUUGGUUGCCCAUAAAAUAUUAUACAUGCUUGAUGUAUAUUUGUGAGAAAGUAUUGCCACAUAUGGACUAAUUUGACCUAUUAAUUGUAAAGUUUUUGUUUUGUUUUUUUUUGAUGUCCAUCAAUUCUUUCCAUUUUUCUAUUCUGUCAUCUUGUUAUUUUCCUAGUUCUUUUGAAUUAAUUACCGGGAGUCUAACUGUUAGAGAAGCUUGUAAAUGCGAAUGCUCAACAAGAUAAGCCAGUCUUAUAUAUAUUGUUGACUUUGUA